Messenger RNA from Cuscuta campestris, 768 nucleotides. Lineage: Eukaryota; Viridiplantae; Streptophyta; Magnoliopsida; Solanales; Convolvulaceae. The record is from the annotation of a GenBank genome assembly.
CACUGCACCCUCUCCAAUUUCAACCGCUCCCUACCCUUCUUCUCACACCUGCAACUCCCUCUUUCUCACAAUAUCUUCCACUCUCACGCUAAGACUACACUACGCCCUUUGCGACGAUUAUCCGCCUCUUCCUCAGCCACUCCGCCCAUCGCGCCGCCUUCUCCGUUGAAAUCAGAGUAUGUUAUCGACCCCAAAUACCUCUCCUGCUCACUGCCAGGGAAGAGUCCGCUUAAGAUUGCGGUUCUGGUCAGCGGUGGCGUCGAUAGCAGCGUCGCUCUCCGCCUCCUCCACGCCGCCGGCCACUCAUGCACCGCUUUCUAUCUCAAAAUUUGGUUCCAGUGGAGAGGAGAAUGCACUUGCAGAUUUGAGUAAGAUCAGAUUAGUGAUAAAAAUGCAGAUCCAUUGACACACGGAUGACAUAUUUGAACAAUGGUUGUCCUUUUGAAUACGUGGUGGUAGUUUUUAGAACAAAAACAAUAAACUAUUUUAGCCUUGGAAUAUAAAUUUGGACUAACAGAAUUUUGGGAUGACAAUCAUUAGAGAUCUAGAUGGAGUUAUUGUGGACAUUUUGUAUGGUUUUAUGUGCUUUUAGUAUUUUUGGGCAAGGGAUCCAGAUGUGACAAUUUUUUGGUGGCUUCAACUAUGUGUGGCCAAACUUUGAGCAUGGGUUGUGGAUGACUUCUUUAUAAACCUCAAGAGAGAAGCAUGAUGUCCUAAUUAAAGAUGUCGUCUUAUGUGAGUUUUCAUGUUGUAGAUUGUAGUUGGAUU